Messenger RNA from Entrophospora sp. SA101, 315 nucleotides. The record is from the annotation of a GenBank genome assembly. NCBI's taxonomy places the organism in Eukaryota, Fungi, Glomeromycota, Glomeromycetes, Entrophosporales, Entrophosporaceae.
AUGCCAAAUAAUCAAUGCAUAAAUGCAAGAUUAAGACAAAGAAUUCGUGCUAGAGUUGCAGAAAUAAGAAGAAUACCAUUAAAUGAAGAAUUAGUUGUUGCAGAGCACCAAAGAUGGGGAAAUCCAAGAAGAAGAAAUCAAAGAAAUACAGUUAAUAAUCAUCCUGAAUCAAAAGAAGAACAAUAUGUGCAUUUUAAUUUUUUGAAAAGUUUUUGCCCAGAAUCUGAUCCAAAGCUUCUAAUAGAAAGAUAUGUUCCUAAUUCCUUGCAAUAUGCUACAUCUAAAGGAUGUAUUUUCUCAGUACCGCCUAAAUAA